UGUGACAGUGUGGCGAUCUGUCAGCCAGGAUUCUCAACAAGGCAGGUUGAGGGGCUCCAGGGUACUUGUUUGAUACAGAGGAAAGUGGAUUUUCACUUUCCUUAUUUGUUGGUAAGGUCCAGUUUGGGACCUGGAGCCUGGAGAUUUCGAAGCGAUUUGGGAGGGAUGAAAUCUCUAAUCCUGGGAUAAGGUUUUGGUAAUGGCCAGGACACUGAUUGUACAGGUGGGUGCAGGGCUUUUUGUAGAGGCCUAACCCAUGGUUCUGAGCUCCACUCCGGCAGAUAGGAGUCAGGCGGGCUCCACCCCGGCAGACAGGAGUCAGGAGGGCUCCACCCUGGCAGACAGGAGUCAGGUGGGCUACACCUAG
This is a messenger RNA of Staurois parvus, 367 nucleotides long. The record is from the annotation of a GenBank genome assembly. Lineage: Eukaryota; Metazoa; Chordata; Amphibia; Anura; Ranidae.